UGAAUCUUCACUCUUGACCCUUUCGAAUGUCCAAUUAAUUACCCUGGCCCAAGAUUUCAAGUCCUUUUCAUAUAGGAAUAGCUCAACAAUACCCAGAGAGUUUGGAAUGAGUGCUUCUUCUAGUUUCAUUAUUGAUAAAAUAAAAGGUUCCAUCACUUUCUUUGAACUUAAAAGAUUAAUUAAAGGAAUUUCGGGAUUAAUUGAUGACUUAAGGUACCUUUCACAUCAGAUAAAUGCCCUCGAAAAAUCAGUUCUAACAGAUAAACAGAAUCUAGAUGCAGACUCACAUCCAUCUGGAUCUUCUGCCUUGCUACAGAAUUCAAUUUACUUCAAACAAAGAAGAUCAAGAAGACCGGUUGGUAACUUCGCAAAUAACUCAAUGUUAUUAAACCCCAACAGAUCUGCUUCUCCUACUCCGAGAAUACUUAUCAAAUCUAUUGAAUUUAAAAUCACUCAAGUGUUUCCUAAAUUUGGUGAUUUGAUUUUCAAAUCGAAUCAGAUUGUUUUCCAUAAGCUCAAUAAUGAUAUACAUGGCUUCAUUUUAUCUUUAGAAGCUUACAGAUCUUUCGAAAAUGGUUCCAAGAAAGACCAUUUUAUCUAUGAGUACCAAAAAACGCCAGCGUCAUCGAUAAAGCUUCCAUUGAUACUCAUUCAAGUCAAUCGGAGUGAAAAAAUGAAAGCGAUUGAUAUCAUUUUAAAGAACUUUGCUAUAGAAUACUAUACGCAUUGGCUUCAAUUAUUUGAAAAGGAGUUGAACCAAGAUCACUCUCCAGAUGCAAUAGUGGAAAAAGUCCAAAAAAGCGCACCAAUGGCUGCGAAUACUUCAGACCGCUUAGAAGUUCACUUCACAACCUUAGAUUGUGUCUUGGGACUCAACCCGGGAAGAUUGCCUAGUAAACUAUUAGUCGUUGUUGGGAAAGGAAAUUUUGAUUUGACAGUUGGUACAGUCCAGCUAUACGUGAAAAGUUCACUUAGAGACUGCAACCUAUUACUAGUUGAUGAUAUGAGAAAUAUGAAGGCUGCACCACCCACAAAUUUGUCGAGUAACAUUGCCUAUAUUUCUCCAGUUGCAUGGUUAAAUUCUAGUGGCUUUCAUUCCAUUGGUUUUAUCAAUUGUACACAUGUUGGGAUUACUAUUAACACUGAUAUUGAAAGUAUCAAGAAAAGAAAUGAAAAAUUUAAAAUUCCAGGUAAUUUGUCGCUAUUAGAUUUAAAAGUUAAUUCGGAUGACCAUCAAUUAGACCUAUGUGCUGAUUCAGCUCAUGUAUUAAUACAAAUUGUGAAUGAUUUGAGAACACCGGUUGUGCUCAAUGAUGAUGAGAAGUUUAGAAUUAACGUUCUGGAACCAUGUAAUUUGUUGAAUGACAUUGAAGAUGAGUUCAAAUAUAAAUCACAUGAGUCAUCUUUAUCUAACUCACUCAAAUUAGACAAUGACACAUUAUCAGAAUCCAGAAAAGAAUCCCAGUUGAAUGUGAUCGAUGAAUACUACAAUGACCUUGACAAAAACAUUAGUAAAUUAAGCAUUUCAUCCGAUAGUAGCUCACGUUCUGAAAAUAAAGGCAACACGGCCGAUGAGUCUGGCUUUUCCUUUGAUGAAGAUCACUUUUCGAAUAAUGUUGAUAAUAACGAAAUAAAGGUUUAUCCUGUGAAGUUGAAUGUCAACUUAUCCAAAACGAAGAUUCUUCUCUACGAUGGAUACGACUGGAAACAAACAAGGAAAGCCAUCAAAGGUGCAGUUAAAAGAGUUGAAGAUCGUGCCAGACGAGAACUCGAGAGAAAGAAAAGACUUUCAAGAGAACGUCGUGAAUUAAAGGAAAAGGAAUUAGAGUCAUUGAAGUCUCAGAAGCAAAAGAAAUCAGGUAGUGAAAGUAAAAAAUCAGUUGUCCAAUUCGCUGACGUUAGUGAAGAAGAGGAGAACCAUAACAAAUUGGAUAAAGAAAGCGUUAUUGAAAAUGAGGAUGGCUUCGAUAAUGACUAUCAAGAUAUAGGUGAGACCUUAUUUGCAUCAGUUCAUUUGUCAUUACCAAAAGGAUCUGAUCCAUCUGAUUUGGCAACAGCUAUCAACAGUGAAGUUCAAAACGAUGAAGAAAUCAGCAAAAGUGAAAACAACAUACAAGAGGAUACUCAAUUUGUUCACAACAUUGACAUUGGAAAAAGUUACAAAAAUCUAAGAUUACGCCGGUCCAAAUAUCAUAAAGUAAUGAUCGACUUGAAAAAUAUCGAGGUUAAUGUAACGGUUGUGUCAACUCGUGACCCUAGAAUUGAACAACUUAAAGACAGUGAUGCACAAUAUGAGGUUGUUAAUAGUGUAGAUUUCAAGCUUGAUAACCUUGAUAUCAUUGAUAAUGUUCCUACUUCCACUUGGAAUAAGUUUAUCACAUAUAUGAAUAGUUUGGGUGAACGAGAAGUGGGGACAAGUAUGUUAAAGUUUUCAUUGAUCAAUGUUAGACCAGAUAUAAAGCUAUGUGGAACAGAAGCUAUGAUGAAUGUAUCUGUUCUUCCCUUGAGGCUUCACAUAGAUCAGGAUACACUUGAUUUCAUAUCUAGAUUCACGCAAUUCAAAGAUAAUAGGUUUCUGCUACCAAUUGAUGAUAUAAUAUACAUCAAAAAAUUUCAAAUGAGUCCAAUUAAGCUCAAGCUAGACUACAAACCCAAGAAAUUCGAUUAUUCUGGUAUAAGAUCAGGCAAUCAUGCUGAGUUCAUGAAUAUUUUUAUACUUGAUGGGUCAACUAUCAAAUUGCCCGAAGCCACUAUACAUGGAGUCUUAGGUAUCCCGAAAUUAGGGAACGCCUUAAAAGAUGUUUGGACUCCAAGUAUUCAACAGACUCAAUUGGCUGGUAUUUUAUCUGGAUUAUCGCCAAUUAGAUCGAUUGUGAAUAUUGGAGGAGGGGUGAAAAGUUUAGUUGCAAUUCCUAUCCAAGAAUAUAAGAAGGAUGGUAGAUUGAUGAGAAGCCUACAAAAAGGAACAACUUCAUUUGCUAAAACUACUGGAUAUGAACUUUUGAAGUUAGGGGUCAAAUUAGCAUCAGGAACUCAAAUAAUUUUGGAACAGUCGGAGGAGUUUUUGGGCGGCGAAGGAGCUUCUGCAAGACUACCUUCGAAUGUACAAAAGAAAAGGCACAGAAAGCGAAAGAAUCACGAAUUCAGAAGAAGAUCAAACGAUGAUGAGUUUGAGGGCCAAGCAUUCAACAGGAAUCGAGAAAAAGGCCACGAACAGCCUAACUUAAUGGCAUCAUCACUGUUACUAAACAAAAGAGUGGGAGUUCAAGAUGAUCAAUAUGGAAGCAAAAAACUUUAUUCUUACAUUGAAUUAGAUGAAACUCACGAUAUAGAUGAACAGAUAUUGAACCUGUCAUCAGCACUAAUGUUGAAUAAAAGAGGUCGACCUCAAAACAAGGGUAUUCUCAGAAACAAAAAUAACCCAGAUUCUUCUGCUGAAUACGAAGAAUUCGACGAUCUCACCGAUGAGUAUACCGGAGAGAAUUUCAAAGAAGAUGAUUUUGAUGAGGAAGAAGAUUACGAAGUGGACGAAGACGAAGAAGAUUACACUGAAGCAAUCGAACUCAGCGAAGAAGACCAAGCUAAGCUCAUCAGUCUAUACUCCAAUCAGCCAGAAAAUACCCAAGAAGGGAUCAAAUCGGCAUAUAAACUGAUUGGGAAGAAUCUAAAGAGCACAAAGAAAUCAUUAAGCCAUUUACGUAGGGAAAUAGAAGACGCAGAAACAAUUCAAGAUUCACUAGUGUCAGUUUUCAAAUCAUCUCCGGUUAUUUUGAUCAGGCCCUUAAUAGGCACCACCGAAGCACUACUGAGAGCAAUGAUGGGUCUAAGUAACGACAUUGAUUCCAGGCACAUAAUAGAAACAAAAGAUAAGUACAAACUGGAGAAACAAAACGAAUAACAAUAGCCUAUUAUUUCUGCAUUUUUAAAUACACAGUUACCUAAUAAUACCAAC
Hyphopichia burtonii NRRL Y-1933 is the source of this 3952-nucleotide messenger RNA. RefSeq names its product Spo72p (gene SPO72). The transcript has a single exon. The record is from RefSeq and is a predicted model, not a curated record. Gene Ontology annotation, cellular component: extrinsic component of membrane; phagophore assembly site. Lineage: Eukaryota; Fungi; Ascomycota; Pichiomycetes; Serinales; Debaryomycetaceae. The coding region runs from base 107 to 3898 and encodes 1263 amino acids. Gene Ontology annotation, biological process: autophagosome assembly; autophagy of mitochondrion; reticulophagy. Gene Ontology annotation, molecular function: phosphatidylinositol-3-phosphate binding.